This is a messenger RNA of Scutellospora calospora, 255 nucleotides long. Lineage: Eukaryota; Fungi; Glomeromycota; Glomeromycetes; Diversisporales; Gigasporaceae. The record is from the annotation of a GenBank genome assembly.
AUGCAACGGACACUUACGGUGUUAUCGCGGUCUGCUUGGAAAGGUCCAUUUUUUGUAAAGCUUCCCGAAUUUCGCCAGGCCCAAACCACCGGACAACCUAUAAAAACCACAGCUCGCUCAUGUACAAUAUUACCAAUAUUUGUAGGUCUGAAGUUUUUAGUACAUAAUGGUAAAGAUUAUAUACCAGUUACGGUCACUGAAGAAAUGGUUGGGCAUAAGCUCGGUGAAUUUUCACCGACUAGAAAGAAGGUGUAG